UACCUUCCCGCCGGAGCGGUACCUAUUGAUCUAUUCACAUUUGCAUGUUUUCGAACUGCUAGGUUGGUCACUUAGUCUACUAAAAAAAAGAAAAAAAAGAAACCCCAAAGCUUAUUUUCCCCCUUUGAACCACAUGGUGGCAUCAAAGGCCAUUAUUUCCCAGCCACAUUCUUGCAACUUUGGAGAGAGGCGAAAAAAUGCCCAUCAUUUUUUGGCACAAUACUUGCUCUCAAGUUGCUGACUAUCCCAACCCUCCCGUCCCUUCCCAAAUAAUUUAUGUUAAUGUAUUCUGCUCCCUGCCUCUUGGCAGCCAUUCAUCCCGACAGCCAAUGUCUCUCCCUGGGAGGAAUCCUCUUCAGAUGCUCUUUGGGAUCCCUGAAGCAGGGAGGGGGGGAAAUUAACAAUUCCACAAACAAACAAGAGGGAUUUUCCAUCUGAAACUGGCAUCUCUGUAUGUGUCUUUCCCCCCACGCUGCCUUUGCCAGGACUGCACUGUGCGGUGCUGGCUUUCUGGCUCUUCUCAUAGCCUUUGGAAGAAGUGACGUCUUUUAUUUAAGGACAGAAGAAACUCAGUAAUUCCCAACCUACUUUCUUUGAAACCCAAAGUUAAUUCUGUGCAUUCAGGAGCCGGAUUUUGGAUAAUAAGCACAUUUUGAGAAUAUCAUCCGAAGAUCCUCCGCUUACUGUAGAAGGGAAUCUCUCUGGGGAUCGGCUCUGCUAAGCUCUUGGCUUCUUUAAGUAUCUGGACCAACCCACCCAAGGCAAGCCUCUUUGACUUAGAAGAUCUGCAAAGGCACCACCCAAAGGAGCUGCUGUUUUAAGUUUAUUUUGGGUCCAGAACGGAUUGGAGAGACCCACAAACUUAGUGGAUAUUCUUUCAACACUUAGAUUUCAGAAGUAUCUGGGUCACUUUUUUCGGACCCCAUCAAGGUAUUUUGUUUUGGACUUUCCAGAUCUAUUUCUCUGUCAAGUGAAAAGGACUUUUCAUCCCAACUUUAAGCAGAGCCACAUUCCAACUCUCCCUGUUCCUCUCACAUUUUGUUUUCACCACAGAUAUCUCAUUUGAACCUUCAUUCCAAGAGAGUCGGCAUCGUGCCAUUUUCUCAGUGCAGCCAAGAUGUUCAGCUGGAUGAAGAAGAAUGAGAAGAAGACACCCGAGGUGAUCCGCACAGUUACUGAGGGCCUCAAAGACCUUUACAAGAGGAAGCUGCUCCCGGUGGAGGAAUUCUACCGCUUCCAUGAUUUCCAUUCACCAGCCCUGGAAGAUGCCGACUUUGACAAUAAACCCAUGGUGCUGGUGGUGGGCCAGUACUCCACCGGGAAGACCACCUUCAUCAAAUACCUGCUGGAGCAGGAUAUCCCGGGGAGUCGCAUUGGGCCUGAACCCACCACCGACUCUUUCAUCGCUGUGAUGCAUGGAGAAACAGAGGGGAUCAUACCGGGCAACGCUCUCAUUGUCGACCCCAAAAAGCCUUUCAGAAAACUCAACCCCUUUGGAAACACCUUUCUUAACAGGUUCCUGUGUGCUCACUUGCCCAACCAAGUCCUGGAGAGCAUCAGCCUUAUAGACACUCCAGGGAUCCUGUCAGGUGCAAAGCAGCGCGUGAGUCGAGGCUAUGACUUCCCAGCAGUGCUGCAGUGGUUUGCUGAGCGUGUGGAUCUCAUCAUCCUCCUCUUUGAUGCCCAUAAGCUGGAGAUCUCAGACGAGUUCUCAGAGGCCAUCCGGGCCCUCAAGGGCAACGAGGACAAGAUCCGGGUGGUCCUGAACAAGGCCGAUAUGGUGGAGACGCAGCAGCUGAUGCGGGUCUACGGUGCCCUUAUGUGGUCGCUGGGGAAAGUGUUCAACACACCCGAGGUGCUGCGUGUCUACAUCGGGUCCUUCUGGUCGGAGCCACUCAUGAUCUCUGACAACCGACGGCUCUUUGAGCUUGAGGAGCAGGACUUGUUCACGGACAUCCAGAACCUGCCCCGGAAUUCUGCCCUGAGGAAGCUUAACGAUUUGGUCAAGAGAGCCCGCCUGGUCCGGGUCCAUGCCCACAUCAUCAGCCAUCUGAAGAGGGAGAUGCCCUCUGUCUUUGGAAAAGAAAACAAAAAGAAGCAGCUCAUCAACAAGCUGCCUGUCAUCUUUGCCAAGAUCCAACUUGAGCAUCACAUCUCACCUGGUGAUUUCCCCGACUGCAACAAGAUGCAGGAAAUGCUGAUGGUGCAUGACUUCACCAAAUUCCAUGGAUUGAAGCCGCGCAUGGUGGAUGCUUUGGAUGAGCUCCUGACUCUAGAUAUUGCCAAGCUGAUGCCUCUUUUGCGCCAGGAGGAGACAGAAGUCCCUGAGCAGAUUGUGCAUGGUGGUGCUUUUGAUGGCACUCGGAAUGGUCCCUUCAUUGAAGGAGCAACCGAGGGGGCCUAUGAGGGGAUGGAUGAGGAUGAAUGGGUGGUGACCAAGGACAAACCCAAAUACGAUGAGAUUUUCUAUAAUCUAUCACCCAUGGAUGGCAAGCUGAGUGGCACAAAGGCCAAGAACUGGAUGGUCACCACCAAACUGCCCAACUCAGUCCUUGGCAAGAUCUGGAAACUCAGUGAUGUAGACCGUGAUGGCAUGUUGGACGAUGAGGAGUUUGCUCUUGCCAGCCACCUGAUUGAAGUCAAGCUAGAUGGUCAUGGCCUACCAUCUGAUCUGCCCCGCCAUCUUGUGCCACCUUCGAAGCGUCGGCAGAAGGGGUCAGCUGAGUAAAAAGGCCCCUCAAGAGUUUGCCACCAAUCCUUAUGCCAGGUUUGAACUGCUCCAGUAGGCUCUGGUUCACCUUUUAUUUCCACCCUCUUCAGGCCUUAGGAAGCCUAAAUUCCUUAUGAAUGCCUCAUUCCUGCUUAGCAGUUAUGCGUUGGAUUGCAUCAGAUGAUCUUCCUUCCUGCUCCUUUCUUCAAACUAAGCUUCAGUUCUACCUUCCUGCUUUGUCUCAUGUCCCUACCAAACUCAAGAAGGCUUCGGUCUACAACAAGCUUUGGUUCUCUGUUGGCUUUGUUCAUUUGGGCCUAGUUAAAACUACGUCAUUUGGUCUUCCAUUCAAUUCUCCACUUCCAGACCUGCAUACUAGUUGCACCAAUGACUAAAUGUCUACCUGGACUGGACUUUUCAAAGAUGUUUUCCUUCCGCAGAAACCAGACUCAAAGGGCUUCAUGCUUCACAAGUUAAUUGCCUAAGGACACUGCUUCCCCCAAACCAGGGUCCAACUCUUCCAGGAGGCUGUAGUCUAGUCAACAUCAGUUUAAGAACAGAUCAACUUCAAUUUCCAAGCCAUGUCAACCUUGAUCUUCUUUAAUAGACCUCAGUCCUGCCAUCAAGUGUGUAGAUGCUGACCCCCACAUCCACUGGGGUAUCUUUAUCCAUUAGAAAUAGCAAACUAGUCUGUGCUUAGCCACCCUUACUGAGAUGUUGUAUACUUGCUUGUGGAACUCCUUGCAGCUAUCAAUAGCUGUGUGUUGUUGCAAUGUCAUCUGUGUUUUGCCAACUCCUUCCAUCAAACUAAGGGUGAAACAAGAUGAAGUAGGAGUGUGAAGCAUGUUAUGGAAGACAAGGCUAGACAAGUUGUUGCCAAGUUACUCAAGCCCACAAACGAACUUAAAUAGAAGUUAGGGAAGAAGUUUUUCUUACCUUCUUUGGCCUAAUUUUUCGACAAGUUAGGAGUAUUCCAUCUUCUCACAGCUCUCUCACUUGCCCGGAGCUGUAGUAGGAGAGAGGGCACAAAGGGCAUCCAAGGUGAUUCUAUGGUAAUUUCCAGUGAGUUAAUUUCAAUCCUCCUCAAGUUUAGAUCACUUAAAAUUCUGUUACAGCUAAAAAAAAAAUCAAAUAGGAAAAAGUGGUCCUCCAGAUAUGUCUUGAUUGUCACUCUCACACCUAUUGCCAGAAUCACUAGUCUUAGAGAAUGAUGGAAGCUGCUCUUCAACAUCUGGAGGUAUGUACAUUACCCAUCUGUGAAGUAAAGGCUCAGAUACCCUGGUUAUGAAAGAGUGACUAUUCUUGGCCUAAUCAUUAUCUGUAACUCAGUUAUUAUCCUCUUCAGGUCAUUGGACGAGCUGUGAUGUCAUAGAAUGUAAAUUAUUAGUUUGUGUUCACACUGUGUUGACAGUACAAGUAAUUUCUAAGAAGAACCAAAGCUGAAGAAUAGCCCCAGAUAGUUAUAGGUGUCGUGGAAGACAUGUAGAACAUUGGAACAAGCUUCAGAAGGAGAUCUGGAGUUUAGAUGGUGAUUCAAAAUAACUUCGGCUGCAAGUCUCUAUUAACAUAGGUUUGUAUAUUUUUUGUUGUUUAGUUUUGCACACAUUUCUUGCUUUUGUAUUUGGAUAUUAUUCCUUUUUUAAUUUCAAAGGGAUGAUAAAGAAGAAAAAUUGAAAUGAAGAGAUCUCCAGCUAUUUCUCAGUCAUGAGAUCUAGCAGCUUGUUAUUUUUGUUAUAAAAAAGAUAUUCCCGGGAUAUUUGUCUUCUUGCCAGACAAAUAGCUUUGCUCUGGCGUCACAAGCGUAGGGUGAUGUCCAACACAGACAACAUUCCAUCCACUGAUUGCAUUGUUUGGAUAGCCAACAACUAUCAGUAGCAAUCUCCAAAGCUACUGCUUAUUUUACUCCAACCGUGUUCACAGUCUCUGAAGACCAAUCCAGAACAAGUUUAUUUUCCUGUGAAUGCUUAUGCCAGGAAGAAAGACAUUUUUUAUUCCAUCCAUAUGGCUUCAUGUUAAAUAGUUUCAUCUGUUUUAAUCUGAUUUCUUUCACUGUAGCUAAGCCUUAUCCUUGAGCUAGCUACUUCCUUAUCACCAUUCACUGUCAAGUAUGUUAUUAUGACAUUGUAAAAAAUCAUGCACAUAUUCUCAUUUGAUAUGUAACUGCAGCUUUUAUCUGCCUGUCUUGCUUGGAGUUUGCCUUAGGGGCGACUUUAUGAUGUAGAUUAAAGUAUAUGGGGAGGUUUCUUAAACAGGCAAGAAAUAAGGUGUCAAGCUAACAGGAAGACACAGAAGGCUUGUAUGAAAAAUUAACUUUUUACAGAUGAAAAUGGAGAUGUGUAUGGCCAAAAAAUACCAGAGUGAAGUCAAGAUGGCAAAAGUUAUUAGAGAGAAGGAACAGACAAGCUAGGAGUGUAUGCCAUAGUUUGAUUUUGCUUAAGUCCACAGGGAAGGACACAGUUUCACUUCUUCUUUUCCACUCCACUGAGUUCUGGGUGCAAACAACUAUGACUAGAAACAGAGUUUGGAUCCCUAUUCAGCCAUGGAAACCCACUGGGUGACCUAGAGCAAUCUGGCUUCAGAGGUAGACUCCCUCUAAACAAAUCCUGCCAAGAAAAACUUAAGAUGGCAAUUAAUGGGAAUUGACAUGCGGGCACAAUAAUGAAGGGAAAUGUGGGAAGAGAAGAGAGAGUCUGUGCAAUGUUUGAAAGGGCUGAUAAAGCAUGAUGCCAAUCAGAAUCGUCUCCACCAAAUCAGGACAAUUGGAGGGUAUGAGGAUGAUGUAUCCCCACAACAGUGAUGGAGAAAGUGGAGCCUAUAGGUCACCCAUGUCUCCUUUUUUGUCACCUUCCUAAAAUCCACCAUUGUACUUUGUACCCUUCCAAGCCCUUCCUAAAAGCCAACACAGACACCAGGAGUGACACAGCAUCAGUGCUGGGCUGCUCACAUGGUGGAAAUGGCUCCCCAAGUCCUGCCACAGUUGCCCUUCCCUGACCUAGAGAGUGUUUCUUUCCAAGACUUGCAGUGUGAUCUGAUCCAGUGGUGGCCAAAGCUGCAGUCCCUGGACCAGUACCACUUGGAGCCAUUGACUAGCAGUUGGUAGAGAGUUUUUAGGAAACACACAGUUGUAGCCAAUAAGUACAAAUAUGCUACUGAGUCCUGGCCCGAGAGAAAUAAUGUCUGGUCCUGUACAGCCUGAAAAGAGUGAGUGUAUCCUCUGCCACCGCUUACUAAACUGUUAUAGAAUAAGCUUUAUCCUGUAGUCAGGACUUACAGCUGUAUGCCAUCACAACCAUUAAAAUGGCAACAACUGCAACCCAAGCCCCUGAACUCUACAGGCAGAGUAAAUGACACAAAUUAUCUAUAGGAGGGGAAAAAAACUAUGAAUAUCCUUGUUUACAUUUGCUUCAUUUUAGCUUGAUUAAUUAUGUUGCAAAAAAAUAUACCCAUAGUGCCUGCAUCAGCAAGGUUAUCCUCAAUUACUUUUACUGUAGGGGUAGGUGGGGGAUAUUAGCAACCCCUCCAGCCCCCAUUCAUAAGCACCAACAGAGCUGCCCCAUCUAGGAGGGUGCUAGGGCAAGAGGACUCGUGUGGAAGUGCUUUCUCAGACCUCAGGAUCAAGGCAAUUAAUUUUGUUUCAACUUUAGGAAGUCUAAGGACUCUUGCUGACUAACAUUUCCUGAGGUCCAUCUGCCAGUCUUCUUGCAGGGAUCCAGAGGUGCAGUCUGAUCUUGAGGAGGGCCUUGUAGCUUUUGUGAUAUGCCUCUAACAGCAUUUCUGAUGGAAUAAAACAUUUAUUUACCA
Molecule: messenger RNA, 6511 nt
Organism: Anolis carolinensis (green anole)
Lineage: Eukaryota; Metazoa; Chordata; Lepidosauria; Squamata; Anolidae
Gene: ehd2
Product: EH domain containing 2
Exons: 5
Coding region: 1118-2728 (536 amino acids)
Biological process (GO): endosomal transport; endocytosis
Cellular component (GO): plasma membrane; cytoplasm
Molecular function (GO): GTP binding; protein binding; calcium ion binding
Source: RefSeq, a predicted model, not a curated record